Molecule: messenger RNA, 1410 nt
Organism: Leptosia nina
Lineage: Eukaryota; Metazoa; Arthropoda; Insecta; Lepidoptera; Pieridae
Source: the annotation of a GenBank genome assembly
AUGGCUACUGCAUCCGGGUCUGGAACAGUCGCCAGUGACUGUGAGGAAGAGGACCAGGAUGACCCGUCGUCCUCCCAACAUGAUGUACAAGAUAUUGCUGAUAACUUGAGCCAACUGAAUGUUGGAAAAGUUCAGAGUAAUGACUACGAAGACGAAUUGUCAGUAUUUCGUCAGCAAUGGCAACGAGAAUUGGAGGCUACACCAUCGCCCCAAAGAGAAUCUAAAAAAGUAGUGCAAGAGCUGAAGAACACUGAAGCACAGACUGAUGAAGAGAAGGCUAAAAGCCUGUUUCUUCGCGGUAUAGAAAUGGAGCGAAGUGGAAAGCUAUAUGAAGCAAUACAGCAUUACAAGAGAGCUAUACAGAUCCUGCCUGAUGUGGAGAGGAGACUCUAUGACAGCAGUGACGUUAGAGCUGAUACACCGGCAGAGGAGUCAGACAAUGAAGAGGUGAUCAACCCCAAUGUAGCAGAGGACAGUGAUGAUGAUGAGGCCAUAGAAGGUGAAGAGCUUGUCACUAGGUUUCAGAGGAUUCUUGCCAAAAAAGGCCACCUAUUUCAGAUGCAGUAUCAAGCCAAGGGUUGUCACAUUUCCUGGUUGCCAUAUGAGGUUAUCCAGUUGAUCCUCCGUUGGGUGGUCAGUGCGGAGCUGGACGCCAUUUCCCUGGAGCGUGUGGCCGCUGUCAGUCGAGGAUUCCACGUUGCAGCCAGAGAUAAUGAUAUUUGGAAGCUGAUGUGUGUCAGAACAUGGGGCAUAGAAUGCGGGACGCCCCGCGCCAACGGGUUCGCGAACUGGCGUCAGAUGUACAUAGAGAGGGCGAGGCUGAACCUGCACGGGUGCUACAUCAGCAAGACGACGUACCUCCGACACGGCGAGAACAGCUUCCAAGACCAGUUCUAUCGGCCUUGGUACCUCAUUGAUUACUAUCGAUAUCUCAGAUUCUUUCCCGAGGGUCUGGUGCUGAUGUGGACGACGGCAGACGAGCCAGUCAGCUGCGUGUCGCAGUUGAAGUACCGCAGCGCUAAGCACCACUUGGGUAUCAUGGCUGGCCAUUACAGACUCGUUGGAGAUAAGGUGGUCAUCGUUAUAAAGAAGGCUAGUACGGAGAAGAAGGCGCCGCAAUCCUCGAACACGAGGUUCCGUGCGCGACGCAAAGAGAACCACGAGCAACAGGAACAGAUAUUCCACAUGGAAUUAGAAUUACGCAACGUCCGGUCCCGUCGCAACUGGUCGCUAGUGUGGCAACACUACGCGUCGCGUGCGCAACUACACCGCAGAAGCGCACGAACCGCUCACUUCCUAUCUUUAAUCCGCUUGCAGCACUCACGCGCAGUCCUUUAUGGUUGUAAUUGUAUAAUUUUAAGUGUAUUUGCAAUAUUGUUUUACAAAAUGGAAAUGGCUAUAUUUUUGUGA